AUGAAGAAUAAUUAUUUUAUGGUUUUAAUUAUAUUAAUAACUUUUAUACAAAUAUUUAUUAUUGUUAAUGGGGAAUUAAAUAAUAGUAGUUUUAAUAAUAAUACUAAUAAAAUAACAAAUAAUUCAAAAAGUCAAAGUCAAAGUUUACACUCAAAUAUUAAUAAGCAAAGAGCAAAAAUACCCAUAAAAAAUAGUGAUGAAGCUUUAGAUCUUUAUCAUUUAGAAGAAAAAGAGAAGAAACAACCUCAACAAAAACAGUCAAAUUAUAAACACUUAAACAAUGAAAGUGAAAUUAAUAGCAAUAAAUCUGAAGAAAUAAAAGAAAAGAAGUAUAUACAAAGAGAUGGUAGUAAUAGUAGUGGAGAAGAUAAUAAUGGUAAUAGCCAUAGUAAUAAAAAUACAACCCCAGCUUUUAAAGAGACCCAAUUGGAAAGUGAAUCCUUUGAGAAAAUUGGGGAAACAGUUUAUAUAAACGAAGGUAGCAACAAAGAAAGUAAUAAAGAGGAAAUUGUAAAAGUUGACACCAAUUCUUUUAAUAGUUCCAUUUCUUCAGAUAUAAAAAGUGAAGAAAAAAAUGAAAAUGGUCAUAAAAAACAAAGUGUGGAUGAAAUUAAAAAUGACAGAAGCGGUAAAGAUUUUAUAAUUAAUCCCAAUAACUCAAACAAUCAAAUUAAAAAGGCAGAUAGCCAAGAAAACAUUAAAAAUGAUUUAUAUAAUAAUAACAAUAAAAACAAGAACAACAAUAAUAAUAAUAAAAAUAAUAGAGAUAAUAAUAAAAAUAAUAAUAAGAAUUUAGAAAAUGACAAUUUUAUUCAUCAUGCCAAUAAACAAGAAAUAGAUCCAUAUAAUCAAUCGAUCAAAUCAACAAUUAUAAUAUUUGGUUUUGGGGGUCUUAUAUGUUGCAUUUUAAUUUAUAUUAUUUAUAAACGAAUGAAAAAGCCUAGAAAAACUAGACAUGUUUAUCUAAAUGCUCCACAUUUUGAAAUGUUGGAAAUGGAAAGUAUUAAAUAA
Messenger RNA from Dictyostelium purpureum, 1011 nucleotides. RefSeq lists its product as uncharacterized. The coding region runs from base 1 to 1011 and encodes 336 amino acids. NCBI's taxonomy places the organism in Eukaryota, Evosea, Eumycetozoa, Dictyosteliales, Dictyosteliaceae. The transcript is spliced from 2 exons. The record is from RefSeq and is a predicted model, not a curated record.